This is a messenger RNA of Penaeus indicus, 2321 nucleotides long. Its product is annotated as salivary glue protein Sgs-3-like. The transcript has 2 exons. Bases 56 to 1135 code for a protein of 359 amino acids. Lineage: Eukaryota; Metazoa; Arthropoda; Malacostraca; Decapoda; Penaeidae. The record is from RefSeq and is a predicted model, not a curated record.
UCGCCGUCGGAACAUAAGGAAAGCCAAGACAGAGUGUGAACGUUAUCUGCUUAAGAUGGUAUCCAUCAGCACUCCGACGACGGCGGUGCUGGUGGGCUACCUGGCCGCCGCCGCCCUCGCCUUCCCCGCCUCGGACGACUCGGCCGUCGCGUCCUCCCGCCAGCGCCUCAGCGGCUUCGGCGACUUCGGCCACAUGGGCGGCGGCGGGGGACUCGGCAUCUCCCACGGCAUGAACGCCGGCCACGGCCUCAGCGUCGGGGUGGGCCUCGGGCACGGCCUGGGCGCUGGCGUCGGCAUGGGGCAUGGCGCUGGCGCCGGGCUAGGCGUGGGCGUCGGGGUCGGCCACGGCAUGGGCGCGGGCGUGGGGCUGCAGCCGCCGGUCGACCAGCUGGACGACAGGAACUACACGACGUCCACGUCCACGAUGUCCACCACCACGCUCGUCGGGCCGUACGACUACUACACCACGAGCACCACCACGCCGAGCCCCUACGUGCGCGAGUACACCACCAGGCCCUACUUCCCGCCGUCCACGUCGUCCACCACGUCCGCCCCGACGUCCCGCACCACCACCUGGACUCCCUACCGAAUGUACACAACGUCGACGACGACCGCCCCGACCACUACGACGCAGCGUGUAACCACCACGACGCCAGUGACAACGUCUACAACUUCGACCACAUAUUCACCAACAUCCACGUCCACAACCACCUCCACAACCCCUCCACCGUCCUCCUCGACAACCAUGUACACUACCACCUCCUCCUCCACAACACAAGCCCCGCCCACAUCCACCUCGACAACCACACACAACCCGACAACAUCGAGCACAACCACACGCAUCCCGACGACGAGAUACUACAGACGGUCCGUAACCACAGUGACCACCACCGCGCGGCCACCGUCGUCCACCACACGCCCCACACGCCCCACCCGGCCCACCACACGGCCAGCGGCGUCGUCCUCCACCACAACAAGGGCCCCGACGUCACGCCCCACCGCCACCGCCUCGCCCUCCACGACGCGGCCCUCGGCGGCUCCGACCAAGAGGGGCCGGGACACGCCCAGACCUGCGCCCGUGAUUAUCAAGCUGCCCUUCUUCCCACAGUUCUUGACCAAGACUCGAAACAACUGAGGUGCGUCGGAUAUUCAGCCGACUCGACUUGCUGACUCGAAUUGCUGACUCGACUUGCUGACUCGACUUGCUGACCCGACUUGCUGACCCGACUUAGCUGACUCGACUGAUUAAACUUAGAUGACAUUAAUAAAACAAAUGUGACAGCAGUGAAAUCAGUAAACAAAAAAGUGACUGAUAGAAAACAACUGAAGUGACAAUGGUGACCGAAGCAUCAACGAGACAUACGUAACCGACAAGCGUGACCUGUUAAAUGUGAUUAAUAUGUUAUAGUGUGAUUGCAAUGCCUGUGAUGCGAGAAUUUAUAUCUUACUUUUCACAAUUAGCGCGAUCUUUAAGACAAUUAUCUAUGGAGAACACUCAUGUAUAUCUUGUUCUCUUGAUCUCACUGCAUCUCGAUACACUCGCCUGUCUGCAGGGGACUGGUUUAGAAUUUCCAUGUUCUAAUUACAAUGCGCUGCCGAAAAAAAACUAAAGACGCCAAUUAAUUAAAAAAAAAAAAAAAAGAUUUUAGGAAAAGCAGGAUACAGAUUUGUAAUAUUUGUCAUUCUGAAACUAGUCAUAUAUCAAUUUGUAUAUAUAUCUUUCAGCAUAUAUUCUAUUACUAACAACCUUUUAAACAAACAUUAUAAAAAAAGUUCUCAAGAGCAGAACUUGCAUUGGAAUAUUAUGACGCACAUUUGCAAAAGACUUUUCAUGGCAGUUGGGAAUGGAGUCUGAGUGGAAUAAAGGCUUUUAAUUUGGAAAAGAUUUUUUUUUUCAUGCGUUUUUACUUGCCAUACUGGAGAAAAGGGUGAAGUUGGUGCGAAAUUCUAGACUUGCUUAUUUACAAAAAUAGGGGUAAUUCAAGUUUUAUCUCCUUCUGACGGUGUCGUAGGUACCUGUAUCAAGAAAAUAUUAUUAUUAUUAUUAUUAUAAUUGUUAUUAUUAUUAUUAUUAUUACUAUUAUUAUUACUAUUGUUUACGGCAGUGCUCAUCUAGAACUGUAUUACAGGAACAUGAUAAAGAAAGGCUGCAGUCAUUGUUGCAGUGGUGUGUCUGUUGAUCAGCGGAGCCAAAUGUACAAUGACACAGCCAUCUUUCUUGCAUGCAUAACAAAUAUUCAUCAUUCUUUGAAGCAGUAACCGCAAAGAAUGAAAUGGAUUUAUUUCUGUCAUUGUUCCGUGAUUGUAAAUAAACAUUUGAU